Tigriopus californicus is the source of this 2398-nucleotide messenger RNA. Its product is annotated as organic cation transporter protein-like. Gene Ontology annotation, molecular function: transmembrane transporter activity. The transcript has 8 exons. The coding region runs from base 385 to 2190 and encodes 601 amino acids. Gene Ontology annotation, cellular component: membrane. The record is from RefSeq and is a predicted model, not a curated record. Lineage: Eukaryota; Metazoa; Arthropoda; Copepoda; Harpacticoida; Harpacticidae. Gene Ontology annotation, biological process: transmembrane transport.
AGCAUUACAAUCAAUUCUUGCCAUUUUUUUGCCUCCCCGAUGAGUCAUUAACAAUAUCUCUUAUCGUAUUUUCUGGCAAAUAACAGAUGAAAUAUUAAAGAGGUGAACUUGUGAAACAACUGCCUUUCAAUUAACAACGUUAACUUGUCGACUGACGAUGCCCACCUCUAUUAUAAAGAACAUCGUCUUUCGUAGUUGAUGUAGAGAAUCAGGAAAGAGAAUCAAAUGUAGAGCAACGGUUGUACCGUUUCCUCUAGAUCUGCAAUCUCCAUGGUCUAAAAUCAAUAUCGUCACAUGAGUGAAGACCUGUGAAUCAAACAACACUUGCUAUAACGAGACUCUCCACCUUUGCGUUUUUCAAAAAUAGCUAUUGAAACGAACACAAUGUUCUCACCAGACGUGAUAAAAAUAUGCUCAGGAAUCGCCCAAUCAUUGAGCGAGUAUUUGAGCAGAAUGUAUCACCUUGCCCGGCUCAGAUUUGUGCCCAAGACGCCAUUCCAGCCUUUAAGCAAGAGGCAAAACUCUGGGUUCAAAAUGGUGCGAAAGGGCAUCGACUACGACCAAAUCCUCACGGAGAUCGGAGAAUUUGGCCCUCGCCAACGAUGGUUGUUCAUGUUGAUGUGGCUGCCUUCAGCCGCGAGUGCCAUGGCCGUGUUCAUGUACGAGUUCAUCGCCUUCACUCCCAAGUAUCGAUGUCUGGUUCCCAGUUGUGAAGUCGCCGAUCCAUCCGACUACGGGUCUCUCUUUGUGAACUUUUCCAUUCCGUUUGACGCCACAUCCGGUGAUUGGAGCACUUGCCAAAGAUUUAGGGCAUUGGCAAAUGAUAACGUCUCUUGCUUCGAUUCGAAUUUUAACCAUCAAAUUGAGGAGGACUGUCAAGAUGGAUUUGUUUACGACAGUUCGGUCAUUUCUUCCUCGGCAACCAUGGACUUGGGAAUGGUCUGUACAAAUGAUUGGAAGAAAUCGUUGGCACAGAGUAUUUACAUGCUGGGGAUGCUUAUUGGAAGCUUCGCCUUUGGGUACCUCAGCGAUUCAAUAGGCCGUCGCAGCACCCUUCUGAUCACAACUGUGGUUUUAACUGUGGGGGGCGUGGUGAGCGCCUUCACUCCCGCUGCUACCGUCUACUUCCCAGUCUUUGCCGUCUGCCGCUUCAUAUCUGGCCUUGGUCACGUGGGCGUGUUCAUGAUGGCCUUUACGUUAAGCUUGGAGUACACUGGCUCAAAAUGGAGGGUCUUCUGUGGAUGCCUUAUUGAAACGCCGUUUGCCGUAGGUGGCCUCAUUGUUGGCUUCUUAGCAUGGGGCGGUGUCAGAGAUUGGAGAAGCCUGCAGCUUAUUUGCACAGCACCUUGGAUCCUGAUGUUAUCAUUCUAUUGGUUGGUCCCCGAAUCUCCAAGAUGGUUAUUGGCCAAAGGCCGAUUGGUUCCCUUGGAAAAGGAGAUUGAGACCACUGCCAAAUGGAACAAGCGCAACUUCCCCACCUAUAUUUUUACCCAAAUGACUCACAACGACUUCACUGCAAGCAAUCAAGAAAAACAAGAUCAGGCCUCCUUCUUGGAUUUGUUUCGACCAUGGCCUAUUUGCCUCAGAACUUUGAACAUGUUUUACAACUGGCUCGUGACUACCCUUUGCUAUUACGGCUUGACCAUGACAGCUUCUACGUUGAGCACGAAUAUAUUCCUUAACUACACUCUGGUCAUCCUGGUUGAGAUCCCCGCCCAUUUCUUCUGCAUCUACGUCAUGAACGUAUGGGGUCGCAAACCCAUCCUCUGCUUCUGCCAAAUCCUCUCUGGGGUUGCUUGCAUUGCAGCUGGAUUUUUGGGCUCUUCUCCAUGGCUUCAAGUUACUUUGUCAUUAAUUGGCAAAUUUGGAGCAACGGCUUGCUUUACCAUCGUAUUUGUUUACACAGCUGAGAUGUUUCCCACCGAAAUCAGAAGCACGGCAGUGGGUUCAAGUUCCACUUGUGCCAGAAUCGGUGGAAUUCUGGCACCUCAGGUGGCAUAUUUAGGCUCGCUUUGGGCUCCGUUGCCCUUUAUCGUCAUGGGUGGGUCCGCAUUUGUUGGCGGUGUGAUUGCUUUAAUCAACUUACCUGAAACCUUGGGCAAACGGUUGCCGGAAACCAUGACUGAAGCAUUGGACUUGAACAAGCCUCAAACCAAGGCCAUGAUGUGCAAUCUGCCUGGCGACGACUGAUUCUCCCAAUUUGCAUACUCAAGCCAGCUUACUAUGCCUCUAGAGCUUCUGGAACACACAUAAUCUUUAUUCAUAGUCAGACCGGACCUGCGCUCGUUUCCGUUUGUCCUGUUUCAUGCUGUAACCUUGGCCCAGGUUUGGUGCUGGAAAAUCUCCUCAAAAUUGGGAUCGCCUUCAAAUAAACAGCCUGUGAGAGCUUGUCGUCAAA